Molecule: messenger RNA, 5462 nt
Organism: Pogona vitticeps (central bearded dragon)
Lineage: Eukaryota; Metazoa; Chordata; Lepidosauria; Squamata; Agamidae
Product: ephrin type-B receptor 5
Biological process (GO): ephrin receptor signaling pathway; axon guidance; protein phosphorylation
Cellular component (GO): plasma membrane; dendrite
Molecular function (GO): protein binding; ATP binding; transmembrane-ephrin receptor activity
Source: RefSeq, a predicted model, not a curated record
GGGCGAUCCGGCGAAGGAGGCGAGAGAACCCUCCCUCUCAGAGCCAAGAAGAGAAGAACCGAAGGCAAGCUUUCCCGGGAUCUUUAACUCCCUCUUAGUUUAGCGCGCCCUCCGGGGAGGCAGGUCCGCCUCCAGAGCCACCCACCAGUUGCCACCUCCAUGUGGAAUUGUGCAUGCUUUGGUACAUGUAGACCUCAGGCCCUUCUUAUCUACGGAAGCAGUUGUUGGGACAGUGGUGAUGAAGGGAUGAUGCUAGAAAUCCUGGAGAAGUUACUUGGAUCCUGAGACCAUCUUAAGGAUGAAGAGAAGAAGAGCUAUGGCUUGGCUGUGGAUGGCAUGCUUACUUGGUCUAGCAUCUUCUUUAGAAGAAAUUCUUUUGGAUACUACAGGAGAGACCUCAGAGAUUGGCUGGACUGCCCAUCCACCUGAUGGGUGGGAUGAGGUGAGUGUCUUGGACGACCGGAAGCAUCUGAUCCGAACCUUUGAGGUGUGCAACGUUGCCGAGCCAGGGCAGAAUAACUGGUUGAGGACUCAUUUCAUUGAGCGUCGAGGAGCCCACCGGGUCCACAUCCGCCUCCGCUUUUCGGUCCGUGACUGUGCCAGUAUGAGGACGGUGGCUUCUUCCUGCAAAGAGACCUUCACUCUUUACUACCAUGAAUCGGAGAUGGACGUGGCCACCCCGGAACAUCCAGAGUGGCGGGAAGGACCAUGGACCAAAGUGGAUACAAUUGCAGCCGACGAGAGCUUCUCGCAGGUGGACAGCACAGGGAAAGUGGUGAAGAUGAAUGUGAAGGUGCGCAGCUUUGGGCCGCUCACCAAGAAGGGUUUCUAUUUGGCCUUCCAGGACUCCGGGGCCUGCAUGUCCCUGGUGGCGGUACAGGUUUUCUUUUACAAGUGCCCAGCGGUGGUGAAGGGUUUCGCCUCUUUCCCGGAAACGUUUGCUGGAGGCGAAAGGACUUCGCUGGUGGAGGCUUUGGGUACUUGCGUGGCUGAGGCUGAAGAAGCCAGCACGACGGGCUCCUCUGGAGUGAGGUUGCAUUGCAACGGGGAAGGCGAAUGGAUGGUGGCCAUUGGGAGAUGUGCUUGCCGUGCUGGCUAUGAGCCUGCGGAUGAGGAGCGAAUCUGCAAAGCUUGCACCAUGGGCACAUUCAAGGCAUUAGUAGGAGAUGCCCCCUGCAGCCCCUGCCCAGCUCACAGCUAUUCUUCAGCCCCAGGUUCCAGUGAAUGUGCUUGCCUCACCCGAUACUACCGCUCCUCUUCAGAUACCUCUGAUGCCCCGUGUACAGGUACCCCCUCAGCACCUCGUGACCUCAGCUACGAAAUUAUUGGCUCCAACGUUCUCCUGACCUGGCGCCUCCCAAAAGACCUAGGAGGCCGAAAGGACGUCUUCUUUAAUGUCAUCUGCAAGGUGUGCCCAACUGGGUCUCCAGGGCCUUGUGUGCGUUGUGGAGACAGUGUCCAGUUUGAGCCACGUCAGGUGGGAUUGACAGAGAGCCGCGUACAAGUUUCCAACCUCCUGGCCCGUGUACAAUAUACCUUUGAGAUUCAGGCAGUCAACCUCGUGACGGAGCUGAGUCCAGAUGCACCCCAGUAUGCCUCCAUCAAUGUCAGCACCAGCCAGUCAGUCCCUUCUGCAGUCCCCAUGAUGCAUCAAGUGAGUCGCACGACGAGCAGCAUCACUUUAUCCUGGCCACAACCUGACCAACCCAAUGGGAUCAUCUUGGACUAUCAGCUGCGCUAUUUCGACAAGUCAGAAGAUGAGGACAAUUCUUUCACCUUAACCAGCGAGACUAAUAUGGCCACAAUCUCCAAUCUGAGCCCGGGAAAGAUAUAUGCCUUCCAGGUGCGAGCCCGGACAGCAGUGGGUUAUGGGCCAUACAGUGGAAAUAUGUAUUUCCAAACCUUGGUGGGAGGUGAGCGCUCUGAGAUGGUACAGGACCGAUUGCCACUUAUUGUAGGUUCAGCGCUUGGUGGUUUGGCCUUUUUGGUGAUUGCUGCCAUUGCCAUCCUUGCCAUUGUCUUCAAGAGUAAGAGGCGAGAGACGCCCUACACAGACCGCCUGCAACAAUACAUCAGCACACGAGGUCUUGGGGUCAAAUAUUACAUUGACCCUUCCACCUAUGAAGACCCCAAUGAAGCUAUCCGGGAAUUUGCUAAGGAAAUCGAUGUGUCUUUUGUCAAGAUUGAGGAGGUCAUUGGAUCAGGAGAGUUUGGAGAGGUGUGCUUUGGGCGCCUGAAGCCUCCAGGGAAACGAGAAUACACCGUGGCUAUUAAGACCUUGAAGGCAGGCUACACGGAGGAGCAGCGUCGGGAGUUCCUCAGUGAGGCCAGCAUCAUGGGACAGUUUGAGCACCCAAACGUCAUCCGCCUGGAAGGGGUGGUCACCAAGAGCCGCCCUGUCAUGAUUGUCACGGAGUUCAUGGAGAACGGCUCUCUAGAUUCCUUCCUCCGGCAAAAAGAAGGGCAGUUCAGUGUGCUGCAGCUCGUGGGCAUGUUGCGUGGCAUAGCAGCUGGCAUGCGCUACCUCUCAGAUAUGAAUUAUGUCCACCGGGAUUUGGCUGCCCGCAAUAUUCUGGUCAACAGCAACCUGGUUUGCAAAGUUUCUGAUUUUGGCUUGUCAAGGUUCUUGGAAGAUGAUGCCUCAAAUCCAACUUACACAGGGGCCUUGACAAAAACCCAGACAUCUGGACAGAUGUAUUUUGUGUACUGUUCCAGGUACUGGCCAGGUGGCAAGAUCCCCAUUCGCUGGACUGCCCCAGAGGCUAUCCAGUAUCGCAAAUUCACGUCUUCAAGUGAUGUCUGGAGCUAUGGCAUUGUGAUGUGGGAGGUCAUGUCCUAUGGAGAGAGGCCCUAUUGGGAUAUGUCCAACCAGGAUGUCAUCAAUGCUAUUGACCAGGACUACCGCUUGCCUCCUCCCCCAGACUGUCCUACCGUCUUACACCUACUGAUGCUGGACUGUUGGCAGAAAGAACGAGUCCAGAGACCCAAAUUUGAGCAGAUUGUCAAUGCCCUGGACAAGAUGAUCCGCAAGCCGUCAGCACUGAAGGCUACAGGCACAGGGAACAGCAGACCGUCCCAGCAUCUGCUGAGCAACUCACCCCCGGAUUUCCCUUCACUCACCAGUGCUCAUGAGUGGCUGGAUGCCAUUAAAAUGGGUCGCUACAAGGAGAAUUUUGACCAAGCCGGCCUAACCACGUUUGAUGUCAUCUCGCGCAUGACUCUAGAAGACAUCCAGCGCAUUGGUAUCAGCCUGGUUGGCCAUCAGAAGAAGAUCCUCAACAGCAUCCAGCUCAUGCGGGUUCAUCUCAAUCAACUUGAACCAGUUGAGGUCUGACACAAAGAGCACACACCAUUCCCCCUCACCAUUCCCUGGCUGCCAAAGGCCCUGGAGAUUUCCCUUUGGAUCUUUUGUUGGAAAAAAGGGAAAUGAAGAGCAGUAAAUUUCCAGCAUCUAUGGAGGUUGCACAGGAUUUUGCAUUCCACUUCACAGAGAUGAACCUUUGAUAAUUCAGAGGAGGUUUUUGUUCAUUUGUUGCUUCAUUUUUAAAAAUAUAUAUAUACAUAUAUAUAAAAAACUUGGAACGCUGCAAACCAUGUGGCAUUUAGACAUGGGUGGAAUUGUACAUUGGGACUGGGUAGGGAUUUAGUACACAGGGUAGAGCUGGAAAGAUAGCUGUGGAGUUGGAAACGCACCUGCUGCCACUACUGCAGCAAUGGAUGGGUUCAGGCCCACUAGAGAUGUGUCAGCGGAUUGUACUUUGGACCGAUAAGGUCUCAAAACUUUCUGAAGUUGGUAAAAUUGGACUAAAGCUGAACAAAGACUGUAUUGCCAGCUCCCCAAAAGGAAUCCCUUGGAAGCUCCUGUCCAACAAGUGGAAUUUACUUCUGAGAAGAGCACCGAGUGCCACCAUUUUCUUUCAGGCAAUUCUGGCAGAGGAAGCCAUUUGGAGAAAGAAGAUGGCAUGGAUGUUGUCUCAGGAAAUGAAAUUUGGAUAUAGCUCCGAGGGGCAAAAUGGGAGGCAGCCAGACCUGUGAGGACACAACAGAACCCACUGGGCCGUUCUCCAGCUCAUUUGAGUGGUGCUCGCACCUGUUAACUUUGUGGUGAUUUGGGUCCCAUUUUAAUUAGUGAAUGGGGCCGGCGGGCAUUUUGUUUGCUUAUUCAGAUUCAGACACCAUUUUGAGCCAGCCAUGGCUGUUAGGUUUAUACCUAGUUUCCUGAUGAGGAAACCAAGAUGGCAACGUCCUGCUUGUCAGGUAAUGCCCAUGGAGGUGUGCCUGACCAGGGAACAGAGGGGCCUUUUGGGGCGGGGGAGUUUCCAACUGGAUAUUCAGACUACAGGAAGUGAAAUAAAACAUUUGACCGAGAGAGAGAGAUACUUGUGCACAAAGCUUUAUUAGAAGGGGAAGGAGGUGACACUGAGCUCUUAUUCAGGCCAGGUUUUUAAAGUAUAGAAUCAUUUCAGAUCUGGUGCUGAGGGAAGAUCCUGACAGAACACGAUCGGUGUUGCUGUGCAAGAAUAAUUUAUGAAGCAGGUUGGGGAGGUGGUUCACCCCGAAAGUGUGCUCUUGGGAAUCACCAGAAACAAUAUUUCCCUGGGAUUAAUGACACUGUUUUAGGAAAGUGCCUAAGUAGUGGUGUGCCUAAGUAAUGACUGUGCAACAGAGUGUCCUUUCUCAUGACCUGUGUAAAAAGUGGCUUCAGAAUCUGGCGAAGUCAAUGUUCCGCUAACCAUUCAAGCUUUAAAGUUGUGAACAUCCAAAUUCCAUUUUUCGGAUAUGCGCUAAAGAAUACUGACUGUAGGUAGCAUGUCAGCAUUCAUUUGUGUAUCUCUUGAAUUUUCAGAUUCUUUUUAUACAGUUACCUGCUUCUGUAAACAUUCACACAUAGACAAAACUUGAUGCCUUUCUUAUCAAAUGCAUUGUUCAGGUAAUAUGGAUAGUGCAACCUGCAUUUUGUAUCAGGCUGUUACUGGGAAAAGUUCAAACUGGAUUAUUUUUGAAUGGCAUUAGAUUUGUUCUUACUGUCUUUACAACACAAAAGUUGUAAGGGAUGGGGGGAGAGGUACAGCAUUGGACCAACAGUUUCAGCUUUGCCAAUAUAUUUGCUAAAACACAGGGAAACGUUUAUAAAGGUUGAAUAGAGCCAAGAUUCAGUGGAGUUCGCAAAUGCUGGUCCUAAAAACCUUUGCUACCUCUGAGGGAAUGCUGCAGUAAAAGUGCUUCCUUCUUUGUUUGUAAUUUCUGCCAUUUUGUAGAUGGAGGCCACAGUCUAAUAUCAAGCCAGGUUUGCUUAAGUCCACUGUGUGCACAUGAUUUCUAGUGCUAGGCAGUGCAGCUAUCAAGCACAAACCACUGAAGAACAUGGAUGACCCACAAUAUUAAGGGAGGACGGGGAAAACAGAUAGCCGUAUGUGUUAAAAAUCUGUAUAAAACCCCAGUGGCACAGACACAGCCUGUGU